AUGGCAAUAUCAAUGGGCGAUGCAUUGAGCAAUUCAUUCAGUAUUCCAGAGCAAGACUACGUUCACUGUUUAUGUCAUCCAGAAUAUUGUGUUUUAGAUUUCAGCGGAUCUCAGGAUUCAUCAAAUAACGACUCACUCAGUUCUGAGUUUCCUGUUUAUGACGAUGUGUCCUUUCAGGAAUUGUUUGAUCAGUUAUGCUUAACCAGCCGAGAGCCUUAUGAAAUUGUUUCAUACGAAGGUAGAGUCGCGUUAAUCAUUGUAUACACAUUAACGAUUGUUCUAACGUUAGCUGGAAAUAUUACAGUCCUAUUCGUGUUGGCGUUUCGUGGCCUCAAGAAGACAGAGCUCAAUAAAUAUCUGAUUAAUUUAGCAGUCUCCGAUCUUUGUGUGGCGAUAUUUUGUAUGCCGUUUUCCUUCGUGCAGGCGAUGCUUCGAAGAUGGAUUUUCAGCCCAUUUAUGUGUCCAUUGAUGUAUUUUGUUCAACAGGUAUCUGUUUUUGUAAGCAUCUCGACACUGACAGUCGUUGGAAUUGGUAGAUGUAUAGCGGUUAGAAAGCCAAUAGAAUCUCGAAUGUCAAAGUCAAAAUCUAAAUACGUUAUACCGUCAUUAUGGCUGAUGUCGAUGGGUUUGGGAAGUGUACAGUUAAUAAAAGCAAGAGCAGUGUUACAGGAUGAAGUGACUGGCGACCAAUUCUACCAAUGUGAUGAGUGGUGGGAUGAGCCUAAAGAUGCUUUUGUAUAUGAGAUAUUUAUCAUAGUUGCAGCUUAUUUUAUACCUCUUGUAAUCUUAUGUGGUACUUACUGUGUAACUGGUAACAUCAUUUGGAAAAGACAGACCCUGAGCGAGGAAAAAAAAGAUUCUAUUUCUGUCAAAUCGAAAAAGAAGGUAACCAGAAUGUUGGUAGUAGUGGUUUCUGCAUUCGCUUUUUGCUGGUUGCCACUCAACUUGUUCAACAUCAUAACAAUGGCAAACACAGAAUAUCUAGAUAACACCGACUACCACCAAACCACGGUCACGUUGUAUUUAUUCUCACACUGGCUAGCAAUGUCUAACAGCUUUCUGAAUCCCAUUAUUUAUACAUUUCUCAACGACAGUUUUCGGGCCGAGUUAAAUCUUGUAUUUACUGGUGUAAGGCGACGGCAAAUCUCAUCAAGUGUGACGCAUAAACUGUCAUUAUCUGGUCUUUCAAAGUCACGUAGAUCAUUCUCUGGUAACAAGCAAUUAUCCAUCCCUACUGCUGAUGCGAAGAAGAUUAUCAUUCCAUUGGAAACCGAAUGA
This is a messenger RNA of Saccoglossus kowalevskii, 1278 nucleotides long. Its product is annotated as QRFP-like peptide receptor. Gene Ontology annotation, molecular function: G protein-coupled receptor activity. NCBI's taxonomy places the organism in Eukaryota, Metazoa, Hemichordata, Enteropneusta, Harrimaniidae. Gene Ontology annotation, biological process: G protein-coupled receptor signaling pathway. The record is from RefSeq and is a predicted model, not a curated record. Gene Ontology annotation, cellular component: plasma membrane.